GAGGAGAGCAGGAGGUUUUUCUUUCUGAGCUGGCUGCUGUUUAUUUCAGAAAAGUUGUGGCGCGGAUACGUUCACUGUUGCGGGAAAUAUUGCGGUGCGGGCUGCGCGUGAACAACAUCUUGCUUAAGGCCAGAGUGCAGGACAGGAGGCUGAGAGAGGAGCGAGGUCCUGGGAUGAGAGCUCUCUGCCAUUCCCCUCUCUCCCCUAGACCUCCAGGAGGAGAACGCUGGGCGACACUCUGAGAGUGUGUGGUGUGUCUGAGGCCGUCAGGGUGCCAUGGCUCUGGUUCAGGCACUACCUGUGACCGUGACUGACCACCCCAAUCCAGGUCUCGACGUCCAGCAGUGCCGGCCGCUGUUAUCCCACUCCCCCUCAGGCCCCUGCCCUGGCCCCUGUGGGCCCUGCAGCUCCGGGCCAGCCAUGGGUUCUGUUAGCAGUCUCAUAUCAGGCCGGACGUACCAGGAGAGACACUGCCGGACCGCCAGCGAAUUCACCACAAAGUCACGGCGCUCAACGCCAGCUACCAGCUGCUUCCGGCUCCAGGAUAACACGCUCCGCAGCGGAAGCUCCCUGGAGCAGCUGCUGGUUAUCAGCAACCAAACGCAUCCCGAGGCCCAGGUUCUGCCUCCUCCGCUGCCCACCAAGAAGCAGCCCCGGCCUGGGAACUCUGCUGGUGCAGGCGGUGGAGCCGUUGCUGGAGCAGAAGGUGGUGGCACUAAUGGAAACUUUGGGUUUGUGAGCGAUGAGGUGGCGGUUGGAGACUGGAACGACAACUUGGUGCUGGCAGCUACAAGCCCAUGCAGUGACUCCGAGGACCAAAGGGACAACAGGACUCUGAACGGCAACAUUGGAGGGCCUCCUCCAAAACUCAUCCCAGUGUCCGGACAGUUAGAGAAGAACAUGGAGAAAGUGCUGAUCCGUCCUACAGCGUUCAAACCUGUCGUUCCCAAGAAUCGUCACUCUGUGCAGUACUUGUCACCACGGCCAGGGGGCAGCAGUCUGUCAGAGAGCCAGGCCAGCCUCAACCUCCUGCUGCCUCUUGGAGGAUCCAACAGCGCCAGCGGCACGACCGGCGUCGGAGGGAGCAGCAGUUCCAGCUCUGAAGGGAAACGCAACUCCUACAGCGGAGGCCGCAACGCACGGAGCAGCCAGUCCUGCUCCAUGUCAGAUUCAGGGAGGAACUCCCUCUCCAGCCUCCCUACUCACAGCAGCACAGGCUACAGUCUGGCCCCCAGUGAGGGCUCCAGCUCCGGGUCUGGCUCCGGGGGCCAGUUGGAGCCAGUGGCAGGUCUGGGCCGAAACACUUCAGGUGGAAGUGGGAGCCACGGCCACACUAACUCAGACAGUGGACGUUCCUCAUCAAGCAAGAGCACAGGCUCAGGGUCGCUAAGUGGGCGCGGGCAGCCCCUGUCGGACAGCGGGUCCUGUGGCCACACGCCGCCGCCCGUGGAGGGCUAUGAGGCGGUGGUGAGGGAGCUGGAGGAGAAGCUGAGGGAACGAGACCUGGAGCUGCAGCAGCUCCGGGAAAAUCUGGAUGAGAAUGAAGCUGCCAUCUGCCAGGUGUAUGAGGAGAAGCAGCGUCGCUGUGAAAGGGAGAUGGAGGAGCUGAGACAGAACUGUGCAGCGAAGAUGAAGCAAGCUUCUCAGAAGGCCCAGAGGGCACAGCAGGUGCUACAGCUACAGGUUUUUCAACUACAGCAAGAGAAAAAGAAGCUGCAGGAGGACUUCUCCUCCCUGCUGCAGGACAGGGAGACGCUGGAAAGGAGGUGUGCCACCAUCCAGAGGGAGCAGACCCAGCUAGGACCACGUCUGGAGGAGACAAAGUGGGAGGUGUGUCAGAAGUCAGGAGAGAUCUCCCUCCUGAAGCAGCAGCUGAAGGAGAUCCAGUCGGAGCUCAGCCAGAAGGCCGGAGACAUCGUGGUGCUGAAGGCCCAGCUGAGAGAAGCCCGUUCUGAACUGCAGGCCAGCCAGGCUCGAUCCCAGGAGGCCCAGGCGGCCCUGCGGACGCGAUCUCUGGAGCUGGAGGUCUGUGAGAAUGAGCUGCAGAGGCGCAAGAGUGAAGCCGAGCUGCUGCGGGAGAAACUGGGCCGAGUGGAAGAGGAGUCAGCCCGCCUCCGUGACGCUCUGUCCAAUCACAGCGGGCUCUCUCUACCCGGAAAUUCAACCAUGAAGGGGCAAUGCAUGAGCCUCUCCCACCAACAGGGGAGAGGUGCGGGAGGAAGAGGGGGUCCCAGUCCCUGCGUGUACCGCGAUGGAGAGGAGACUCAUCUGGUCUGGGGAGGAGAGAGCGAUGAAGCCAAGGCACAGAGGCAGAAUGCAGAAACGGUGUUGGGACUCAGACAGCAGGUGGACAGGCUGAAGGCUGAACUCAUGUACGAGAGGAGGACGAGUGAGGAGCAUCUUUCACGGUUUGAGAAUGAGAGGAGGGUGUGGCAGGAGGAGAAGGAAAAGGUAAUUCGCUACCAGAAACAGCUGCAGCAGAACUACAUCCAGAUGUACCGUCGAAACCGGGAUCUUGAGCGAGUGAUGAGGGAGCUGAGUCUGGAGCUGGAGAACAGGGACAUGGAGGACUAUGAGGUCCACAGUGGCAGCAACGACAUCCACUUUGAGGAAAUCACCGCCACUGAGAUCUAAAUACAAAAAAAACAACAACAAAAAACCCCACUCACACACUUACAGUAAUAUGUGCACAAAAACACAACUCACAACAAACUCUGAGGAUGUAAACCGAACUCUGAAUAUUUCAUUGAAGUGAAAUAUCUUCAACACGGCUUUGCCUGGACCACUGAGCGAGCACUCACCACUUGUCACAAAGGUGCGUUCUUACUUUCUGCUAACGGACGUGCACUCCAAUAAAUCCUUAUAAGGCGUCCUCCCCGGUGCUUUUAAUGGGUUUUAUUCCACUACAAAGCCAGCACAAAGAUCUCUUUCCCUCCAUGGGAGCAAAAGCAGUGAAAAAGGUGUUUCUUUCACAGACCACGUUCGAAUCAGGGUAUCGAAAGUCGACGGGAACUUAAAGCAAAAAAAAAUGUCACCACAUGCACAGCAGUCCGGUCAAAGCGCAGUCACGCCUUUCUUUGCAGCACACAAGGUUAAACACCCGGCCACCAGCACGCAUGUAAUGAUGCAUCACGACGGCAGUCCCAUCGGCACCGCCUCUGCUGGCCGUUAGCGAUGACCGUCCAAACUGUGCUCAGCGGCGACACAAGGACCAACCGCCGCGCUCGUCCUCCAAGUAACUGCUGAAGGGAAAACACAGCAUGUUGCAACGUCUGCAGUUUUUAUAUUUUAUGGUGUUCGGAGGAUCAGCAGCGUGUUUCAUUCUACAGAUUAUAAAAGGAUAAGAAGUAUUUCCUCAGCAGCGUUUUUGAAAGAGAAUGUAUUGUGACUGUUAUCACUCCAGAGAAAUGCAGUAGAAAUGGUCAAUGAAACAAUCUGCUCAUCGAGGGAAACAUGGUGUCGUUUUGCACAACUCCUCCUGCUCUCUUUUGUUCAGGACACAACUGUCUUCCUCACGAAGCAAAUCACCAAACCUAAACCAACCAGUUUCGACUUUUGUUUCUUGGUUUGCUUACUUGUGGACUCCCCAUUCUCUCAUUUCCCAAAUCGCAGAGGACACAGAAACCAAACUUGGGAAGGAAAUGCUUUAUUUGAAUGCUGCUCGUGUUUUGGGGACCACCAACAGUCAUGCUGUUGAGCUCGACCAGUGUUUCAGCUCAUUUAAACAAUGCAGCAAGCUCUGACAUGAACAUUUGCAUUUUACAAUUAUGUAGCACUAGGAGGCAGAGUGUAGCAUGGGAGAUUUCACCAGGAUGCUGCUGAUUCUCCUCUUUAUCUGUCUUUUUCUGCCUUUGUCUCUAUGUCUGCUCUCUCUCUUUCCAUCUCUAUUUCUGCCUCUUACUCAGCUAUUUUUGUAACAGUGAAAAGCACCUCAGCAGUCAGUAUCAGGAAACUAAAAAUGGAGCAUAUUCUUUCAGUAUGGGUGCGACAUCGCUAAGAGAUUUCAGCCGGUGUUUGAACUGUAGGCAUGCUUAUUCAGAGUUUCUGUUUAUUCCCUUUCGUUCCCAUUAGUGCUCUUUAUUUAGCUUUUGGCAGCCCAAAGCCAAAUAACACUCUUUAAGUCUUCCUAGUUCCCCUAGACUAUAAUCUUCACUGACCCUCUAUACAGGUAAUGAGACUGGCAUGUGUGCAUGUCUUUGUUAUAUCAGAUUUCAGAAGAAAGCCUGUUCAGAUAGCGCUGAGAUGAGAAUUUGCAGAUGCGGUAGCUCCAGCACUGAAUGUCCUCAAGGCAGGUCGGCCGUUAAAGCCCUAAAUAUAAACCGCUGAGGAGCAUGUGAGCAUUUGAAGCUGUGGGUUGCUCUGUUUUCUCACAGUAUAUGCAGGGCUGUGUGUAGCACUGAGCAUGGCAGGUCUCUAUGAAAAAAUGGAGUUGGCUGAGAACUUUUAUUUUACAAAGAGUCUAUAUCAAGGAAUAAUAGCUAAAAGGAAAUCUAUAUAAUGGAGGAGAUGUUGUAUAUUUUUUUAUAUAUAGCACCUGAAGAUAUUUUGUUGUAGUACUGGUAUAAGUGUGGGUUUAAUAUACAAAAUAUAAAGACUUCUAUAUAUAUAUAUAUCUAUCACAUACCAAUAAUUCAAAUGAUGGAUCAGUUAUAAAUGGAGGCGGCAGCAUAGAAAGAGUGCACCUAAUACUGUAAUGCAUGAAAAUAUGUUUACAUUAUGUAACCUGUGUGACACAAACAUACACUCUAAUGACCAAACUUUGCAGCUGAUAAAACCGUUGGGAGCUUUUAUUUUGGGCUCAGUUUUGACCUGCUGUCUCUCCAUUUUGCCUGAUCUCUGAUUUGAUCGUCAGCAUCAUAAUAUCACACCGGUUCAUGUCUCCAUCGUUGGGUUUUGUGCACGUCAUUGUUUCAUAAAUGCAUCAGACGGGCCACUUUGACCGUCAAGUUCGGAGCGGCCGCGAACCAGGAAAGCGUUCUGUCACCUACGCUUGGAAAUUCAGUCGAAAAUGUGAUCAGUAUAUUGGAUCAGUCUACAUUUUGCAUGGCGUCACCGCGUUCGGCUGUGGUUUGAGAGGUCAUGUAGAAUAAAAAGUCUGCACCGUGCGUAACAUAAAGCCAUGGGAAGCGACUUUGAAAGGAAGAAGUUGGGUUUGUCCAACCGUAUUCAAUUUUUUGACCAGACCAAGACUGUUAUUUACUCACCACGGAUGCAGCACAGGUACAGAUUAGCAACAAACUGACUCCCUCACUGAAAAGUACAUGUGUGCAUCCCAGACAUCGGUCUCCUCCUCAUAUCUCAGCUGUCUUCAUCCCCAUAACCGUUUUCUGUGUAAAUAUGUAAAACACUAAAUAGUAUAACAGAGUGACAUUGUCUUUUAUUUAGACAAAAUAUCUAUUUCAAAUGUAGCCACUGUGACUAGACCAAAGCAACGUAACACAUUUCUUUUUUGUGGCAUUUUUCUCAUCCCUUUGUGUGCAUUUUUUUUCAUGUUUACUUACGUUGUCUCUUCAGUAAUUCAUAAAGUAUGUAGUUGUCCAUGUAUAUUUUUAUGUGUACAUUUCUUGUACAAAUGACUGUUUUUAAUUAAAGAACAAGUUGU
This is a messenger RNA of Chelmon rostratus (copperband butterflyfish), 5602 nucleotides long. It is a transcript of the gene lzts2a, whose product is annotated as leucine zipper, putative tumor suppressor 2a. Gene Ontology annotation, biological process: cell division; negative regulation of canonical Wnt signaling pathway. The transcript is spliced from 9 exons. Bases 277 to 2634 code for a protein of 785 amino acids. The record is from RefSeq and is a predicted model, not a curated record. Lineage: Eukaryota; Metazoa; Chordata; Actinopteri; Chaetodontiformes; Chaetodontidae.